Molecule: messenger RNA, 174 nt
Organism: Plenodomus lingam JN3
Lineage: Eukaryota; Fungi; Ascomycota; Dothideomycetes; Pleosporales; Leptosphaeriaceae
Source: RefSeq, a predicted model, not a curated record
AUGCUUCUGAACAAUCCACAGCUAGAGGCAUGGAUCAUGAAUAACGCGCAAGAGAUCUGGCCUGCGCUCAGCCGCGCGGUGGAUGCGACGGAGAAGUGGCCCGGGUCUGAAGAACCCAAGGAGAGUGUACGUCUACCUUCAACUCGAACGGACAACUUACUUAUUCACCAAUAG